UACGUGAGGCUAAGGCGGACGGCAGGGCCCUCUCUGUCGUCACCGGCCACUUAACUGGCUUGUUUAGGGUAGUUUAGAGGGUAUAUGAAGUGGUGAUCGGGCAGCUGAGUUCGGAGGCCCGUGAGGUGUCGUUGUAGCGGGGGCGCAGGCGGGGAGUCGGGAGGAGCGACAGAAUCAGUGUUGUUCCUGCUGGUGAAAAGUGUAGUGAUCUGCCGCAGUGUGGUGUAGGUACAGUGAGUAUAGUGAGAGGAGCAACACAACAGGCAUAGUCUACAGUCUGUCAUAGUGGCAUCUGAUGUUUUCUUGACAUUCAUAGUAGCACUUCCCACUUCCGUUUGAGUUGAUACCUAAGAAAAAGGGAAAGUCAAACCUCUAUGUAAAUGGGAAUGAUUCGUCCUCUUUGAAAAUCGAGUGUGUACGGAAAAUAGUGUUGUCGACUGCUGAAAGGGCUGAGUGCAGCAGCAUCAGGCCCACCGAGUGAUCCUGUAUUUUGGAGUCCAGGAGGAGUGCGCGGGGGAGUGACCAUCAUGGCGGAGGAUGAGGUACUUUUCGAUGACGUCUACGAAGUCUGCGAAAUCAUCGGAAAGGGUCCGUUCAGUCUGGUGCGACGAUGCGUCCACAGAGAGACUGGGCAACAGUUCGCGGUCAAGAUCGUCGACGUGGCCAAGUUUACAUCCGCUCCCGGUUUGUCCAUCAAUGAUUUGAAGCGUGAGGCGACCAUCUGCCACAUGCUCAAACAUGAACACAUCGUGGAGCUGCUGGAGACCUACUCUUCGGAGGGGAUGCUGUACAUGGUCUUUGAGUACAUGGACGGAGCGGACCUCUGCUUCGAAAUCGUCAAGCGGGCGAUGUCGGGCUUCGUCUACAGUGAGGCUGUGGCCAGCCAUUACAUGCGCCAGAUCCUGGAGGCCCUGCUGUACUGCCACGAGAACGACAUCAUCCACCGGGACAUCAAGCCUCACUGCGUCCUCCUGGCGUGCAAGGAGAACAGCGCCCCGGUCAAGCUUGGGGGGUUUGGCGUGGCGAUACAACUGCAGGACGGCGAGCUGGUCAAUGGAG
Penaeus vannamei (Pacific white shrimp) is the source of this 1059-nucleotide messenger RNA. The record is from RefSeq and is a predicted model, not a curated record. NCBI's taxonomy places the organism in Eukaryota, Metazoa, Arthropoda, Malacostraca, Decapoda, Penaeidae.